CAGAACUUGACUGUCGCCUUACCAAUCAAUCACUACCCUUACAACGCUCUCGAACCACACUCUCCUAUCUUCACCUCAAGUCACACAGCCUUGUCACCGUUAUGGACAAGUUAUGAUCAGCUGUGUUAGCCCGCCAUGGGCUCCCGACUAGAGAAGAAUUCCGACCUCGUGCGCAAGCGCAUUGACAGCCACACCUUUGACAAUGAAGAAGGCGAAGAAUAUGAGGGCUCCAAGUUCGGAGGGUUUUCAGACUAUAUGCGGAGGAAGAAGAUCAAAUUACAGAACCUCGAUGCCGAACUAAGAUCUGCCUCCAGCCAAAAUCCUCCCAUCUUUCGCGGUAUUGUCGCCCACGUCAAUGGCUACACUCAGCCUUCCCUCAACGACCUCCACCACCUCAUUGUUGGCCAUGGCGGUGGAUUUCUCCAGUAUCUAGAUGGCAAAACGGCAGUCACUCAUAUCAUUGCAAGCCACUUGACUCCUAAGAAGACCGUCGAGUUCGCAAGAUAUCGCAUUGUCAAACCUGCCUGGAUCGUCGAUAGCGUCAAUGCAGGCAAACUCCUCCCCUGGGAUGCUUACCGGGUCGUUGAUGAGGGUGUCACACAAAAGGUCUUGGCUUUUGAUCAAGGCCGUGUCGUUAGCCAGCAGAGUACACAGCGAUCGGGCUAUAAAGAUCAAUCAGACACCAGUUGGUACGCUUCGCAAAUUCGCAACGAAGUCGGCACGAGAUAUGGGUCACUACCUGCGCAGUCCUCGCCUCCUCGACAGCAAACCGACAAGGUGUCAAAGUCUCACGAGCAGGACUCUGAAGACACUGGAUUAGGCAAUCAGGAGACCACUGUUCUCCCGGAUGACUCCGCAGCAUCUCUUCCUCAGGAUGCCCCGCCGCCUUUGCCUUCCAAUAAUCCUCCUCAGACCAAGCUAAACGAGACUAGACCACUACCAGAAGCCACCGCAAACCCAGAACAACGCCCACUGACAGCCGAAGAGCAUAAUGCCAUACUCCUUUCUAAUCCACACAUGGCAAAGUCUAGCACUGCUAAUCCUGAUUUCCUCCAUCAAUACUAUCGCGAAUCCAGGCUACAUCAUCUGUCCACUUGGAAGGCUCAUCUCAAAGCCCAGCUUCAGGCUCGAGCCCAGGAGAAGACCCAGACGCAAAAGUUUCCACACAACCGACUGCCAGGUUCACGGAGAUACAUUAUGCAUGUGGACUUUGACAGCUUCUUCGCCGCUGUCUCGCUGCGCAAACAUCCUCAUCUUGUCGACAAACCCGUAGUUAUCGCCCAUGGCAGCGGUCCGGGUUCCGAAAUAGCCAGUUGCAAUUAUCCCGCCCGUAAAUUCGGUGUCAAGAACGGUAUGUGGAUGAAGACUGCCCUUGGCCUUUGCCCCGAGCUCAAAGUUCUCCCAUAUGACUACAAGGCAUAUGAAGAGGCAAGCCGUCACUUUUAUGACUCCAUCCUGGCAAUAGACGGAACCGUUCAGAGCAUAAGCAUCGACGAGGCCCUAAUCGACGUCACAAACUUAUGCAUCAAAGCCGGUGGCUCAGAUGGAAAAUCUAUCUCCGAGGGAUCCAUAUACCGCGAACAAGAGGCAGCCGAAGCACUCGCUCGGUCGCUGCGUGAGUCUGUCAAAGAAAAGACUGCAUGUCAUGUUUCCGUCGGCAUUGGAAACAACAUCCUGCUCGCCAAGGUCGCUUUACGAAAGGCUAAGCCUGCUGGUCAGCAUUUGAUCAAGCCCGACGAAGUCUUGGACUUUCUUGGUGAGCUACUAGUCACCGAUCUCCCUGGUGUGGCAUGGAGUAUCGGAAACAAGCUCGAAGAAAUCGGGAUCAAAUAUGUCAAGGACAUCAGGGCCUGCACAAAAGAGCGACUGACCAAUACAUUAGGCCCUAAGACGGGGGAAAAGCUUUGGGACUAUUCAAGAGGCAUUGACAAGCAAGAAGUUGGCGAUCAAGUUAUUCGCAAGUCCGUGUCUGCCGAGAUAAAUUGGGGGAUCCGCUUUGUCAAUCAGCAACAAGCAGAGGACUUUGUGCACAGCCUGUGCGAGGAACUUUCUCGUCGGUUGCUUGAACAGCUUGUGAAAGGUAAACAGUUGACAAUGAAGAUCAUGAGGAAAGCUGCCGAUGCUGGCAUGGACCCUCCGAAGAAUCUCGGCCAUGGCAAAUGCGACACUUUUAACAAAAGUGUCGUACUUGGCGUCUCGACCAACGAUGCAUCGAUCCUUGGAAGGGAGGCUGUAUCAAUCUUGAGAAGCUACGGGUUUCCUCCAGGUGAACUUCGUGGCCUAGGGGUCCAGAUGCAAAAAUUGGAUCCCAUCAAGCCGGCCACGACAAACUCCAACAUGUUUGAUAGUAGCCAGCGUCGGCUGCAGUUUAAGAAGCCUCAGAUACCCGCCAAACCUAUCGAUGUCAAAUCCACCAGGCCACCCGCACCAGCAAGUCCUACGACAACAGACCUGAAUUCCGCCGUUGAUUCGAUCGAAGAUGUCCCCACACCAGAGAAGCCUUCCCAAACGCUCAUCAUUCCGAGUCCGCUCGAUGUGACCCCGGAACACCGCGAUGAUGUCGUAGACCGCACACUCUUGAACAUUAGCGGGACGCAAUUCAUCAUGCCCACUCAGAUCGACCCCGAGGUGCUUGCUGAACUCCCCCAAGAUAUUCGAAACAAAUUCGCACCAAGACAAGCCACCUUACACGAUACCAUAUCACGCGUGAAGCUCGAUGGUUCGAACAAGUCCAGAUCAGCUUCCCCCCACCAGAGUGACCUCAAUGUAACCUUUCCCACUCACAGUCAACUAGAUCCGGAAACAUUAGCCGCUUUACCUGAAGAUGUCAGGGAGGAAGUACUGGCACAGUAUCGGAGGGGUGAGAAUAGCGGGGGGGCACCGAUGCACAAAGCCCAGAACCAGAUUUCCCCAUCCAAGAGCAAGACCUUUAUCGGCCUCAAGAAAGGCCCAACAACACCGACGAAGAGGCAAAAGAUGUCGACUUUGCUUGGACGAGGCAAACAAAAACGUCCAACUGACUCGUCCUCCACUCUGACACAAUCCAAUUUCGUGUCGUUUCCUAAUGUCGUUGUUCGUGAUUCUAGUUCAACGCACAUGUCGGACAACAUCUCAGAAACAUUUUUGAACGAGUUACCGGAAGACAUUCGUGCAGAGAUAUUGGCAGAACAAAGGAGGAACAGAAUUCAGGCCAAGUCAGGCCUCAACUUCGAAGCCAGUCGCAAGCGUCGAGUGAAAACCCCGUUGGUAGACAAAGGACAGCAAAAGUUACGCCUCCAGAAGCAUGGCGACAGACCAACCUUUACAUCACAAAAAUUGAGUACGCUUUCAGAGUUGCGAGAUGCAACGUCUGCCUGGGUUCGUGAGUUUUCUUCUGAUGGAGAGGGACCUAACAAGGAGGAUGUAGCAGCGCUCUCACACUACCUCGGUCAGGUGGUAAUCGAAGAGCGUGAUAUGUCAAAGGCACUAGCUAUCGUCAACUGGCUAGCGAUGGUGAUUGAAUAUGAGGCAUUCAAGUCUGAUGACCUAAGAUCAAGCUGGGAAACAGCUUUAUAUUCAUUGAAGAGGGAUGUCCAAACAGCCGUCGAGAGUCGAGGACUGCCACCACUCGUCUUUGACUUUUAAUUCGAUGCCAUGGAAUGAAGACAGAUUCAUACGCCCUUGAGGCAUAUGUCGACCAGCG
Molecule: messenger RNA, 3682 nt
Organism: Exophiala mesophila
Lineage: Eukaryota; Fungi; Ascomycota; Eurotiomycetes; Chaetothyriales; Herpotrichiellaceae
Exons: 1
Coding region: 136-3624 (1162 amino acids)
Biological process (GO): error-free translesion synthesis; error-prone translesion synthesis
Cellular component (GO): nucleus
Molecular function (GO): damaged DNA binding; deoxycytidyl transferase activity; DNA-directed DNA polymerase activity
Source: RefSeq, a predicted model, not a curated record